AUGGGAACCCCUUUUGACGACAAUAUAUUAGGCAUGAAAAUGUGCACAUAACUAUAUAUAAGGGAAGAAUACGCAAAACUAUAUUAACUUAUCCAAAGUUUAACUUAAUCCGAUUAAUUAAAAACACAUUCAUAAUUUCCUUUAUUACUAUCACUUUCGUCGGUUUUCACAGGACUUAAUUUAGGUAAAAACGAAGAAGGACUGGCCUUGGCUAAAUUAAAUUUAUUGAACUUCAAAGAACUUUCUAAAAAAAGCAAAAAACAACUAAUUUUAAAUGAGGAAACAUUAUUAGCUUAAGUAGGAUUUAACUACUAUAAUCUAUACCGAAAUGCACAAUAUUAGUAAGAUAGAAUAGUUUAUUUGGCAAAAGUAUUGAAUAUUUGGAAUAUUCUCAUUCCAUGAAUGGAAAUAAUUAUGUCGUAUGCUUCAUUUUGGCUAAAAUUUAUGCUAAUACAAUGUAACUGGAAAAAGCACUUCAAUAUGCAAUUUUAUGCUGCAAUUUAAAUCAAUAUUCUCAAUAUCCAUUUAUUUUAUUAGCGCUUAUUUAUUCAGCUAAAGGAGAACUUGAAAGAUGCCAAAAAAUUAUUUCCGAAUUAAUUAAUGAUUAAUAACCUUCU
This is a messenger RNA of Ichthyophthirius multifiliis, 617 nucleotides long. RefSeq lists its product as hypothetical. The record is from RefSeq and is a predicted model, not a curated record. The transcript has a single exon. NCBI's taxonomy places the organism in Eukaryota, Ciliophora, Oligohymenophorea, Hymenostomatida.